AACAAGUUACCCGGUUUUAGUGAGAGAGCUCAAACAAUGUCUUACUCUAUUGAAUAGUGCAGGUAGGUACUUUCAUUUUUUCAAGUUGAAAAAAUUUCUCAUUUCAAUACCGGCUUUAGCUCGCUAGCAUAUUGUUUAGCAAUUUAGCAUCAGACGAUCCAAGGUCAUUUCUAUCGCCAAUCAUUCGUAGCCAAGUUUGAAUUUUGAUUAUUAAAACUGGUAUUUUAUUGAACGCAGUACAGUUAGCAGCCUGAAUAUCAGCCACCUCUUCGAAGAUUUGCGACUCGCGGAGAUGGCUGAAAUGCAGACUGUACCGUUCGAUACAACAGCCAAAGCCCCGUUAAUACCCUGACGGGGCCAUAGAGAAAUUGCAAGGGCUUUCUUUCCCCAGGGAAAAAAGUAAACUGUGUCCGUAUUAAGCGGGUGACCGUAAAACUGGGAUUGAAAAGACACAACAUUUUUGAAGUGGAAGAGGAGAUUGCUGUCUUAUUUAGCUCAAAGCCGGCCUUACUUGUUUGAACAGUUGUCAUUCCGGACUAGUCUCUAUUGGCCCCGUACGUGAAACGGAAGUUUAAUAGGGGUUACAAACCCUGUUAUAAUCCGUAGCGUGCAAUCACGUACACGUGCUUGGUGCGUGACGGGCAGAUGGCGACUCGGGAAAAUCCUUGUCUCAUAAAGAGUUUUUUUACGAACCCUGUUAAGAGGAAAUUUUUUUCAAAUUCUGGGCAAUAUUUGACAUACAUCGACAUCAAGUCGCGUGCAUUCUAUAUUUAAACCGUAACUAACACUUCGCUACGUCACGGCGCGUGCACUUUCUUUAUCGAUGUAACUUAAUUAUUGAUGUUUUCUUCUGUGUUUGGAUUCGUAAUAGCUGAAAGUCUGCGAAACAAACGACUACGUAUAAGACAUUUCUAUCAUUGGAGCGUCUACCAACGAUCUCCUGACGUCUUUGAGUUUUGAACAGAACAAGAAAGCAAGAUUUUUGAGCGAAUGGUCGAUGGAAAACAUCACUGACUUCCUCAUGCAUGACGUAAAAACACAAUCGUCAAAACAUCGCAGGUGAGUUGCGUUAGCUUGCGCUUGCAAGCGUCGCGUUUUGCUUUAUCUGUUUCGUUUAUUGACCAGUUAUUUUAUUGUUUUAUGGCUCUUCCUUUAAGCUUUUUGCAGUAGUUAAACUACAUUUUACAAAGCAUCUUACUUUGUUUCAUCCUUCAAUGUAACAACUUACUAAAAUAAUUAUAAAUUACAAUCGCAUUGCGCUGUUUUGAGCCAUCUUCUGUGAUGUUUUGUGAUUUCCUUGUUUUGCAAACCAAAUCUUUGUAUUGAUUAUCUUCAAACCAACUAACAUUUAAAUUUAAAGGAAAAUAUUCUUUUGUAUACUAAGAGAAUUUAAUGGUUUAAAAGUUCUAUUUCAUUACAACGAUACCCAUUUAACUCCAGACAACAGGUAAUUCACACGUACGGACAGUUAACGGACGGUUAACAAGCUACCAUCCAAAAUGCUAAUUUUAGUCAUGUCGCGUGGUCGCUUACGAGGAAUAGCACCACAAGGGGUCUCUUGCAGAAGAUGCCUAAACACAUCUACAUUUUUCUGCAAGUUACGAUAUAUGUGUAGUUUCAUGUUGUCGCUAAAAGUCUGAAAAGUUAACAUCACAUUCUCUUGGUAGUGUGGCACAUACAACGAGUAUAUAGAUCAAACCAUGACUCAGUGGUCGUUUACAGAACUGUGAGGAUAAAACAGUAGAAAAUUCUAAAGCCGUCAUCCAAGAAAGUUUUCGCGGUCGCUUACGAGACGAUCCAAACUGUUAGUGAUUUCAGUGGGAAAAAUUUUUUUUAUUUUGAAUAGGUGGUCGCGGAAAUGGUCGCUUAGGUGGUCGCACUUGAAUGUUCGACUGUAAACAUUUAUACGGUUUGCUCAAACUAGCAAAGACGAGAAGAAUCGAUGUAUUGGCUUUGAACUGUCGUUUGAUCAAUCGUGCUUAGACUAUGACGGCUUAAGUCUGAUCUAUUUUCUUUUCUCACAUCAUUUCUCAUCAAUUCAAGUACCCAUACCAUAAAAGUACAAAAAAGCUCUCCAACACGUGCGUAGAAAAACCAAAAGGUCAAAUAGGUUUCAUAGGUUUUUGUUUUUCCUUUCUGAGGAUAUUGCGAUUUUAAGACUGGCAGUAAAUAUUAUUGGUUUAAACUAAUAAUAUUCUUUUCUGAAGUGCCUGACAGUUAUGACAGUUAUUGACCCCGGUAUGCUGGAUUAACAUUUUUUGCAAAAUAUUAGUUCAAUGCAAAUUGCUUACGCCUCGCAAAGAUCAAAUAUUUCUUUUUAUAUCUCUAUGGUUUUCAGGCAAGACUAUCGGAUUUUUUUUUUCAGUUUCAAGCUUUUCUUCCAGUCUGUUGCGGGUGUCCUGUUUUCGACUGUCAAGUUUUUGUACAAAAGCAAGGCUGGAAAUGAAAACGGCCUUCAAAAAGGCGCGAUGAAGUGGCGAUCAAAAAAGUCUUUUUUCAAGUGUGAAGUGAGCACGCAGAUGUUAAGUACCUGUACUAAGCCAAAUUUAGUAGUUUCAGGCAAUUCGAGAGCCCAAGUAACUGAGCAGAUUUUAUUGAUCUCACCAAUACGGAAGUUUCCUACACGUGAAGUUUACUACGUGAAAUUGGAACCUAGGAUUCUGUCAGCGUUAAAACCAAGGCCAAGGUUGGCCAAGGUGGCCGCGCAUCUUGCAGGCAUAAUGCAAUUCUUGCCCUUGACUCAUAGCUGAGUCAAUUCCAAGCAUUCCUCGCCAUCAUGCCUUCGGUUUUUGUGCGUGUAUCCCACGGAAGCGUAAUUGCCAUCAAAGGUGCGCCAGGGGUUGGGGAAUCAUUUAUCAUCGUUGAGUUUCCGCAUAUGGCAUGUAAAGAGAACAUAAGCAUAAGCUUAUUUAAAAAGAAGUAAAAGUUCACUCUCCGCGUUGAAAUCGCCAUUAACCAGUAGUAGCCAGCGGUAAAUAAGAGUACUAAUCACAACCACGCGCGCGGCAGAACAUUUUGGAGAUAAGAUCAAGAGCAUCAGAGCUUCCUCUCCUCUCGCGUGUCUCCCUCGCGCGCCCCGUUUUUUCUUGCGCCUAAAUUACUUCAGUUUGUUGUUUUCUUUUGCAAGUUAAGGCUAUUGUUUUUUAAACCUCAGCGGGAUUGACAUAUUUACAUAAAAAAAACAAGAAUGAAAUGACUUCUGGCAGGGGCCCAUAAUUAUGGGCUCCUUGAUGUAGAUGUCAUCGUGAAUGAACCUUUUCGUGGAAAUACACAGACAGGUUUAACUUGUGAAGUGACUCUUUUGAAAGAAAGUUGAUUUUCUUGUUUUGAGCGAUGGAGGUAAAAUUGUGGACUGUCAAGACCUUCUACAGCGGAAUCCAUCCAAACAGAAGUAUCCGGAAACUGUAAGGUCUCGGAUACUGCUCUGUUUUAGUUGAUUUUCGUUUAAAGUUAGUUUUUUUUGGAGUUAUUACUGUUUCGUUCAUUUAUUCACUGUGUGGGAUGUGUUUAUUGAGACCUCAAAAGCCUCGAUAUGGUUGGUAUGGGCUGGUCCGAGUGGUUUUUCAGCUUUUCGGAGGAAAAAAUACAAAUUGUCGACAAAUACCCGAGAAAGUGGUUGAGGAGUUGUAUGGUCGCGUACGCUAGGAAUUAACUGAGCUUAUAAAAGGCACAUCAUAACUCCAUCGUUUUUAUCUUGUAAUUUUGCAAAAGCUCAAUUGAUAAAAAUAAAUAAAAAACAUCGUUUAUUCCACUCUUUCAAGUAAAAUACAACUGAAUUGUAAAGUGGUAAAAUUAACAAUUUGAAUACAAUAAUGUACAAAAUGUUAUGAAACUAGUCUAAAAAUUUAAAGGUAAUAAAAUCAUUCGCUCUUUUGGUUCUAGUGUAAGGGCGGAAAGACUUUUAGUGGCCAGAUCUAAGAUCAUAUGGUACAAUAAUAACUUCAUGACAAGUAACCUCCAUUCAGAGAUGAACCUGCGACUUACAGCAAAUCGUCUUUUCUUAAGACUCUCAAGGCCAGAGAAGGACAUGUACAGAGCUUCAUCAUAACAUAGUCUGGGAAAACAAUCUUAAGGGCUCGUUUUUGUAUAGACUUUAACUUGACAGAUAAGUACGCUGGAAUAUCUUGCCAUGCUGGGAGAGCAUAUUGAUCUAUUCUGACACAGCACUUAUAAAUAUUGACAAUAUUGCUGCCAGCUACUCCAGCUCUUUUAAGCACCCUUAACGUAUACAAUCAUUUGGCGGCUUUACCAUGAUAAAUAUAAUCAACGUGGUCGUUCCAUUUAAGAUCGUGCCUAAUUUUUACACCAAGUAAUUUAAAGGUAGAAACACGCUCUAAUUGGUAAUUUCCGAUGUAAUUAGGCUCUGUUCAAUACAAAAAUUAUGUGUCUCUAACAGCCAAAUUCAAAAUGCUAAUGGAGUGACGUGGUAGGACUUCUAAAACUGUAGUAUCAUCUACGUAUUUAGCUAGCAUUUAGCUCUUAUAUUCCAUGCCGUCGCGUAAGAGUCUAUUUAUCAUAACUUAAGAACAGUGUCACGCCCAUCUUAGUCCCUUGGGGUAUACCACCAUGCGGAUGUUUCCACUCGUGAUGCCCGUAUCGGGGAUUACGACUAUUUUACAGUGCUGCGCGACUGUACAAAGCCACAAUUUGCAGUUGCGUAGAAGGCUAUUUAUGCCCAGUAAACUCGAAUUCCAUAUAGAUAUUAAUAGUACUUCCCAAAAAGUGAGAAAAAAAUGAAAAAGUAGAAAAAAUAUUAAAAGGCCAGGGCCAAAACGUUGACCUAUAUCAUUAUCUUCUUAUUGGUGGAAUGGGUUAACUUCAGUUUGUAGUGUUUUAAUAAGUUUCCGUAGGUCAUAUGUGAAAUAAACCGGUGAGGGUCGUUGUGGCUAAAGUUUAAACAUAAAAUUUUAUUUCUUUUUUUCACAAAAAGCUAACAUGAGGCGAUAGUUCGGCAGUUAACGUUUCUAUUUAAACCCUAUUAAUCGUUACGUUACGAAAUGUCAUGAAGGUAGUAAGACGGUGUUAUAGACCGUUCCAGGCUGUUAUAGCCUGUUCCGGAGAGAACAGAGGCGAAAGAUAGGGAGAAGCAGAAAGAAGAAAAUUUAUUUCGCCCCCUCUCCCUACGCCUCUACCCCUUCGCUUGUUUUUUUCCUUCCUGCUUCUCUUUACGCCAUUUAUAUCCCCGUGAUUUCAGCGCCUGAACCAGGCUUAGGUAUUAGCGCUCAAAUGGCGCUUUUGCAAUGCCUGUGGCUUGAAGUAUAUCAAUGUUUUGGUAUGAAAAGCCAGGCGAACGUCUAACCAAGUCUUUGCCUUUGUCUCUAAUAGCCUUCUCUUUCUUUCUGUCAGUUGCACGGAUUACUUUGAUGCAGCCGUCACAGAGGCGUUUCAGAAAAAGAGGUCAUCCGUACGCAUUCUGGAUGCAGGUGCAGGACAAGGUUUAACAGCAUUCUACUUGCGUUCACUGGGUUACAACAACAUUGACGCAUUAACGGUGUCUAAAGAGAGACUGGAUAAUGCUGAAGGAAGUGGCCUCUACAGAAACCUACUUUACACACCACUGAAAGCACAGUCAACGCUUUGUGCGACGGGCGCGUUUGAUGCCGUGAUUUGCGCGGAUGGCGUUUUUCCCAAUGAAGUUAACCCUGAUGCCUUGGACGAAAUGUUGCGUCUUGUUAAGCCAGGUAAAGAAACAAAGCUUCAGUAGAUUCCUUGGUUUGUUACUGUUCGAUUUGUUUUUUUUAUCAUUACUAUACUGACAAAAUUCUCAAAACUUAUUGGCUAUAAGCUCUCCUGAUUUCAACAUUGGUUUGUUAACUGUUCGAUUUUUUUUUGUCGUUUAAUUCGUGAUUAAACAAAUCAGGACUCCCGAUUCUAUUAAUCACAGUCCUGUUACCAUUAUAUAAAGUAUAACAAACUGAAUACGAAGCUGAGUUCUUUCACAGCUGGUGAGCUUGUCCAGCCUUACACGUUUAUUUUGGACUCAAGAGAGCACUAGACUCAAACCGAGACCAAAUCCCAUAUGCUGUAAAUUAUCAUGAUCAUACAAUGAGUUCAGCAGCACAAAUGGGAAAGGUACUAUUACUGAGCCAGCAGCGGCGCGCUGACGAGUCCCAGCGAGGUUGAAGUGGCCUUCCACACCUGCUUAAAUGUGUUUUAAGAGGGCUAUCAGGAGAUGUCAGUUAGAGAACUUUCCCUCGCGAAAAUGGAUGCUCCGCUCCGUCUAUGAGCGCAGUCGAGGGCAAGAGUAAGGUAUCAAAAGAGAAAUUUAAACGCCGUGAAGUGGUCAAAAUUACCGUUAUUAGGUCUGUAGAUUUUUCUGACUGGUUUGUCGGACUCAAAAGAUAUUCUGCUCUGUCCAUGUGUAAAAUUGUUUUUCGUUGUUGUUUGUUUGUUUGUUUUUUCAGGUGGAAUUGUUUGCUUCACUAUGAACGCAGCUCAGUUUGAUCUUCCCCACGACAGCUUCAGACUUAAAUGCGAGGAACUGAUUACCAGCGGAAAGUGGAAAAUAAUGUCCCAGGGAAUAACAUCCCUCGACACGGGAAAAGAAAACGAUAACAAAUAUGACGAGUCUCCCUCCAGGGAAAGCUAUGUUUUAGUUUUUAUGGUUAUAGAUAACUUUUGAAAUGAGCACGGCCUCUGUUUUCACGCUCGUGGAUACCGAAGGACAACUCAUGGUAAUGAAAGAGUUUAAAUUAUCACAGCGUUUCAAGGAAAAGACAGCGGUGAAGAGAUAAUUAAACUUCUACAAUGAGUGACAGAUUUUAAACCCAGGUUUCGGGGAGUAACUGGGGUUUUUGCAUUAAUUUAGGACCUCGAACCGCGUUUUUCCUGAUGCCAAUCAACCAAGACGCUUAAAGGUUAAAGUAUGGUGAUUUUCGUUGGACCCGUGGCCGAGAAGACCGUAGUCAGAAAAUAAUCAAGUUUUGUUGCUUCUGCCGCCUGUUAAUAGAAGCCAGUCUUUCCGAAGAAAUGAUAAAUAACAGUUUUUAAUGACUGUAAUAUAGUACAAUUUUUUACAUAAAAAGCAAAGUAAACCACCACGCCCUAUUUCAUCAGACGUCGCUCAAAAACGAUUGAUGGUUGGAUUAGGGUUGGGAUUUCUCUUUGUCUUUAUCAUUUUACCCAUUGCCAAGUUUUACGGGUUCCUCCCUGGUAGACUUCGAGCAGUCUCUCUUAUUUCUUAGCCCGUCGAGGGAAACGCGCGAGACACGAAAAUCAUCACGCGCGCGAUGGAAGGCGCGAGACGGGAGAGGCACUCGGAGGCACGAGGCUCUUUUUUCAACGCUCACGUGCGCGUAAAGAGAGACUGCUCGUAGUCUAGCUCCGGGGAAACCCGAGAGUGUUUCGGAUUGUUUCGAUGUUCCUGGCUUUAUGCUCUGAGAAUCAGGGCGCUCUGUUGGUCUCCAUCGAAUAAUGAUUCAAUAACUUCCUAGUAAUAAAUAAUAAUAACGAUUCAUUUUCUCUUCUUAUCACUUGUAACGAAUGAGAUCUAAAGUCUUAUCCUGGUUCUUGUUAUUAAAUGGCUGCAUAGUUAUGGAAGGUGUUUUAAAUUGAUAAUCAUAACUUGAUAUUUUAUAUAAAUACAAAUAUUUAAUGGAACGGUUUUGAUAAGUGCCGUCUAGUGGUUCGUACGCUAAUUUAUAUUUUGUCAGAAGUCAGUAGAACUGGCAGAGACGUGAAAGAAUUGAAAAAGGAAAUUAAUAUUAUGGACC
Messenger RNA from Porites lobata, 7712 nucleotides. The record is from the annotation of a GenBank genome assembly. Lineage: Eukaryota; Metazoa; Cnidaria; Anthozoa; Scleractinia; Poritidae.